Messenger RNA from Athalia rosae (coleseed sawfly), 2598 nucleotides. RefSeq lists its product as uncharacterized. NCBI's taxonomy places the organism in Eukaryota, Metazoa, Arthropoda, Insecta, Hymenoptera, Athaliidae. Gene Ontology annotation, cellular component: cytoplasm. The record is from RefSeq and is a predicted model, not a curated record. Gene Ontology annotation, biological process: signal transduction. The transcript has 10 exons. The coding region runs from base 272 to 1345 and encodes 357 amino acids.
GCUCCGUAAACGCAGUCCGCUUUCGUCGCGAACCGCGUCGGUUCUUCUCUCAUAGCGUUCUUAGACAGAUAUCGAUAUUACAAAGUUUUUCUACCAUUUAUACGGAUGCCAAUUUCCAUGCAAAGUUUUCUACGAUAUUAACUGUCCCAUAAAUUGGAAUAAGACGUAUCGUCGUCGACAAUAUAUCGCGAAAAACUAACGAUAUAUUUUAUUCGCCAUUACCGCAUAUUGUAAAUUAUACGCAGAAAGUGCAACCAAGGUUUUAAAAAACAUGAGUGACAUCACGGAAACGGAUUUGCAUAAAUAUGUCGUCAACACGGAAAGGAGCGGUGACCUCUACGUAUACGUACAGGGGGAUCUUACGCAGCAAGAGAAACGCGCCAUUUUUCUAACGGUCCACGAUCUUGGAUGCAAUCACACCUCGUUCCACGAUUUCGUAAAUCACCCGUGUAUGUCUGAAAUCAAAGAGCGUUCAAUCUUCAUCCACAUCGACGUACCCGGGCACAGUGACAACGCUCCGAACCUUCCCGAUGGAUUCCAGUUUCCAACCCUCCAGGUUUUAGGCGAAGACCUUGUCACCGUCCUGGAUUUUCUACACGUACGCUACGUCGUUGGUCUUGGAGAAGGAGCUGGAGCGAAUGUUUUGGCGCGAUUCGCUCUCGCGAAUCCUUCCAGAGUUUUAGGUCUCAUCCUUAUCAACUGUACGGGUAGUGCGGCUACCGUUCUUGAUAAUUUUAAAAAUAAGUUUCUCAGCUGGAGAGGCAAGGAGGAGGUCAGCCAGUCUGCGGAGGAAUUUCUCCUUUAUCACAAGUACGGUAACAUGAUAAACGAGCAAUUGGUGAGCGCAGCUAAUCCAGAUAAGGAAAAAGUUCUGGCUGAGUUUCUUGAGAGGAUUCGAGGCACCCUCAAUUCCCGAAAUAUCAAGCAGUACGUCAACGCCUUUCUCACGCGAAAAGAUAUUUCACUGAAAAAUUGCAAAACGGAUAUAAUCCUCAUUACCGGAAUGCUCAGUCCGUACGCAAGCGUUGUCGAGAAGUUAUUCCGUGAGUUGGACAAAAACAAGGCGACUUUGUUGAAAGUUGAACGCGCAGGAGAUGUGCUUUUGGACGCGCCAGUCAAAGUCGCUCAGAGUAUUCUACUCUUUUGCAAAGGUCAAGGUAUUCUGACAUCCGUUACAAUGCCGGGUGUUGAUCGUCAGCGUACCUUCAGCGGAAGUUCGUUUGACAGCGACGGUAGACCCCGAAGACUCUCCAGGGGAAUGUCGAUGGAGGAAUACGAUAAACCAAACAUUCGGCGUCUAUCAAUUACCAUUCCCGAACCCUCUUCUCAUUCUCCGGUCAACUGAAACCGACAAUGAUUACCGUUAAUUAUUUGUGAACACAAUUUUAGGUACCUAUUAGCAUUCAGAGAUGAAUAUUUCGAGCUGUACAUUAAUACCGUAGCAGUUUCAAUUUUCAUCGAUGUAAUUUAUCAGUUCAUUUCCAAUUGAGGUGUAUUAAUUUUUUCUCUGAUAAAUAAUUAGUCACCGAAAUUAUCAUCAAAUAAAAGAUAUAACAUAUCUAUGCUAUUAUCCGUAAUUCAUGAUUUGGUAAAAUCGAAAAAAAAAAUGUCUGAUAGUUAUCAUGAAUUGUCCAAAAAUCCUACCUCUUCAAAACCAUGUAGUAUGGUAGCAUGAAUCGUUUUACACUUGCCUAAGAUAUGAUAAUCAGUUGGGUCAUACGUGAACGUACGUACGACUUGAGGUAUUCCGAGGACGUCUUUGUUUGUUUACAUGAGUAUUUUCAUUCAUAUAUACGCUGAAUUAGAAAGAAUUCAUUCCGAAUUAUAAUGAAUGUUAGAUUAGAAAUUCCUACAAGACGUGAGUAAUUCAUCCGUAGAUAAUACGAUAUGGAUACAAGCUCGUAUUCAAUCUAUGAGACUUUGCAGAUCAUACGUGUAUUCGAUAUAAUAUAUGUAAUUUAUUGUGUUAUCUAACUUGUCGAUUUCGAAGUAUGUAAGGAAAUUCUGGGCUGUCGUUACCACGAAGUUUUUGAACCAUCUUGAAAAUCUGAAUAAAGGUAGUAUGUAGAGUAAAAGAGUUGAUAUAACGUUGAUAUAUUUGAAUGAAAUAAUUGUCAGAUGAAUUAUAUAUUAUAGAUAUAUGACAAACUUUAUAUCGUGCAUUGUUAGAUGUUAUUAACAUUAAUUGAUUUGAGAGUAAUUUUUUCAUGUAAAAUAAAAUCCAUAUUAUACUGAUCAAUUUGGUUCGCUGAUUCGAUUUCAUUCCCAAGUUUUUCAUUCUUGACACUCCAGUAAAAUACUUCAUAUUCACAUUGUUGAACCAAAUAUGUAUUUCAGACCACUGACGCAGUAAGAAUAGAGGCAUGAAAUAGGACGAUAAUGACGCCAUGCAGUAUUUAUUAAUUGCACAUUAAAAUACAUAAAUAUAAAUGACAUUACAUUUCUGAUCAGAUUGUUUUAUCACUAUUCAUAAGGUUAUAUCUUUUCCUUGUAGUUGAUACCGAUGAUGAUUAUUCACAAAUUAUAUAAUUUACUCAUUUACCAAAUUGUAUGCACACUAUACUAAUAAUCACAUGCAAAUAAAUUUUCUCAAAAAUA